AUGGCAUUUAAUUUUAAUUCAAAAAGUAUCUCGGCGCAGUCGAUUUGUCGUAAGGGAGAGUGGCGAUUGCACCUCUUGGCCACGGAUUGUGGAGUUCCACCACGCAGUGCCAGUGCCGAAUUGACGGUGAUCGUAGAUGCUUCCCCACCCUACCAAACCUCGAUUCCCAGUUCUGAAAGUGCUAGAAACUCGGAACAAGUCAGAGAUUCAGCCUUGAUUGGAACCUCAGGUGAGAAACUAACAAACUUCUUGUAUAUCAGCCUGUAA
This is a messenger RNA of Protopolystoma xenopodis, 267 nucleotides long. NCBI's taxonomy places the organism in Eukaryota, Metazoa, Platyhelminthes, Monogenea, Polystomatidea, Polystomatidae. The record is from the annotation of a GenBank genome assembly.